Molecule: messenger RNA, 9394 nt
Organism: Monodelphis domestica (gray short-tailed opossum)
Lineage: Eukaryota; Metazoa; Chordata; Mammalia; Didelphimorphia; Didelphidae
Gene: SLC9A3
Product: solute carrier family 9 member A3
Biological process (GO): regulation of intracellular pH; proton transmembrane transport; sodium ion import across plasma membrane
Cellular component (GO): plasma membrane; apical plasma membrane; brush border membrane
Molecular function (GO): potassium:proton antiporter activity; sodium:proton antiporter activity
Source: RefSeq, a predicted model, not a curated record
UAGAAGCCGUGGGAACAGACAGCGUCGAGCGCUGCGACUCGGACUCCUUGGCCGCUCUCGGACUGACUUGUCUCAGCCGAACUCCUUAUCCAGGAGUCAGACCGGCCAGAGCCUGAGAUACACGGAGUGCGGGGCGGGGUACAUGUGCGUGUGUGCACGUGUGUGUACGUGUGUGUGUGAACUGUGUAGUUGUGUGUGUCUGUGUGUAUGUGUGUGGUGUAUGGUGUGUGUGUGUGUAGUGUGUCCAGGGAGGGGAAGGCUCCGCCUCUCUGGGCUCUGGGUCCGCCCAAUAAAGAGAACUGUGGCCAGACCAGCAGCUAGCACCGUGCACUACUCUCGACUUCGCUCCUUCUCCAGCUCCUGGCGUUUCUUCUUUCAGAUAGCCCGGCGGCCCUGUGCCCUUUUGCGCCGGGUAGGCUCCUCUGUCAGUCUGUCAGUAUCGUCUGUCUGCCUCGAUAGCCCUGGCCUGAUCUAGAGCCAGGAGCAGCAGGUGAGGCUCGGAGGCUCAGGGGGAUGUCAGAGAUUAUGUUGAUCCCAUCAGACUGGAAAGGGCGCUGAGCCGGCACCAGCACCGGCUCCGCUGCCGCUGGACGUGGAGCUGUCAGCAGAGAGCAGGUGGCUGCUGUCUGUGACCAUCGCUGCCCCCACUUGGAGGCAGCGCAUCUCAGGGAAUCCCAAGUGUCAGGCUUCAGGAUGGCGUUCAGGGUGAGGGGGACGACCCAGGAAUUCCGUUUCCCUGUCUGGGGACUCUUGUUUUUGGCCCUUUGGAUGCUGCCACGGGUGCUGGGGGUUGAAGAGAUCCCAGGGCACAAUAGUCAUGAAAAUCAGGGCUUCCAGAUCGUCACUUUCAAAUGGCAUCACGUCCAGGACCCCUACAUCAUCGCCCUCUGGAUCCUCGUAGCUAGCCUGGCCAAGAUCGUUUUCCAUCUGUCUCACAAAGUCACCAGUGUUGUUCCAGAAAGUGCUUUGCUCAUUGUUCUUGGCCUCAUCCUGGGAGGGAUUGUGUGGGCUGCAGACCACAUUGCCUCCUUCACCCUCACCCCAACUGUAUUCUUCUUCUACCUGCUGCCACCCAUUGUAUUAGAUGCUGGGUAUUUUAUGCCAAACCGACUGUUCUUUGGAAACCUUGGGACUAUCCUCUUGUAUGCCGUUAUUGGGACCGUGUGGAAUGCUGCCACGACUGGCUUAUCACUUUAUGGAGUCUACCUCAGUGGCAUCAUGGGAGACCUCAGUAUUGGUUUGCUGGACUUCCUCUUGUUUGGCAGCUUGAUAGCUGCAGUGGACCCUGUGGCUGUCCUGGCUGUUUUUGAAGAAGUCCAUGUCAACGAUGUCCUGUUUAUCAUAGUUUUUGGGGAAUCGCUGCUGAACGAUGCUGUCACCGUGGUCCUGUAUAAUGUAUUUGACUCUUUUGUGUCACUGGGUGCUGACAAGGUGACAGGAGUGGACUGUGUUAAAGGAAUAGUGUCUUUCUUUGUGGUGAGCUUGGGAGGCACGCUCAUUGGAAUUAUCUUCGCCUUCCUUCUGUCUCUGGUGACUCGUUUCACCAAACAUGUCCGGAUCAUUGAGCCAGGAUUUGUGUUCAUCAUCUCCUACCUCUCCUACCUCACCUCUGAGAUGCUAUCUCUCUCAGCCAUUCUGGCGAUAACUUUCUGUGGCAUAUGCUGUCAAAAAUAUGUGAAAGCUAAUAUUUCUGAGCAGUCGUCCACAACAGUGAGGUAUACCAUGAAGAUGUUGGCAAGUGGAGCUGAAACUAUCAUCUUUAUGUUUCUGGGAAUCUCUGCUGUAGAUCCAGCCAUCUGGACUUGGAACACAGCAUUCAUACUCCUGACAUUAGUCUUCAUUUCUGUCUACAGAGCCAUUGGUGUCGUCUUACAAACGUGGCUUCUGAACAAGUACCGGAUGGUCCAAUUGGAGAUAAUAGACCAAGUGGUCAUGUCAUAUGGGGGACUCCGGGGAGCAGUUGCUUAUGCCCUGGUUGUUCUUUUGGAUGAAAAGAAAGUGAAGGAGAAAAACCUCUUUGUGAGCACCACCAUCAUCGUGGUGUUCUUUACCGUCAUAUUCCAGGGUCUGACCAUCAAACCCUUGGUACAAUGGCUGAAGGUGAAGAAGAGUGAACACCGAGAACCAAAGCUCAAUGAAAAGCUUCAUGGCAGAGCUUUUGAUCAUAUUCUCUCUGCCAUUGAAGAUAUAUCUGGACAAAUAGGACACAAUUACUUAAGAGACAAGUGGUCCAAUUUCGAUAGAAAAGUCCUAAGUAAAUUACUGAUGAGAAGAUCAGCUCAAAAGUCCAGAGACCGGAUUCUGAAUGUUUUCCAUGAGCUCAACCUGAAGGAUGCUAUUAGCUAUGUGGCUGAGGGAGAGCGAAGAGGGUCUCUGGCAUUUAUCCGUUCACCAAGUACUGACAACAUCGUCAAUGUGGACUUCAGCACUCCUCGUCCAUCUACAGUAGAGGCCUCAGUCUCUUAUCUACUAAGAGAAAAUGUCAGUACUGUUUGUCUGGACAUGCAAGCUUUGGAGCAGAGAAGAAAGAGUAUUCGGGAUACAGAGGACACUGUCACUCACCACACACUGCAGCAAUAUCUCUACAAACCCAGACAAGAGUACAAACAUCUCUACAGCCGGCAUGAGUUAACAUCAAAUGAAGAUGAAAAACAAGACAAAGAAAUUUUCCACAGAACAAUGAGGAAGCGCUUAGAGUCUUUCAAAUCUACCAAACUUGGAAUAAACCAAACCAAAAAAACAGCCAAACUCUACAAGAGAGAGCGUGGCCAGAAGAGGAGAAACAGUAGUAUACCAAAUGGAAAAAUACCAAUGGAAAGCCCAACUCGUGAUUUUACCUUUAAGGAGAAAGAACUGGAAUUUUCAGACCCAGAGGAGACUAAUGAGUAUGAAGCAGAGGAGAUGAGUGGUGGGAUUGAAUUUCUAGCCAAUGUUACUCAAGACACAGCCACAGACUCAACUACAGGGAUUGAUAACCCUGUUUUUUCAACGGAAGAGGACCAGAGCAUCUUUACAAAGGUGCCACCAUGGUUGUCUCCUGAGGAGACAGUGGUACCAUCACAAAGGGCACGUGUGCAGAUUCCAUACUCUCCCAGCAACUUCAGACGUCUUACACCAAUCCGGCUCAGCACUAAGUCAGUCGAUUCCUUUUUGCUAGCUGACAGUCCAGAGGAGCGGCCUCGGUCUUUCCUUCCAGAAUCUACACAUAUGUGAGACAGGUUCUGAUGUGCCAUUGACAGGAUAUUCUUCUUCAAGGGAAAAAUUGCCUUCCUGGAAACCAGAUCAAGCCAACCCCACUUCGUGUCCCCCUGAGAAGCCCCUGCUCCUCCUCCCAGCCUGUCUGCAAAGGCCAUGGACACAGAACUAUUCUUCCCUAGACAAUAGAGGAGUCAGUACUCUGCCUCCUGCCUCAGAAUACACAAAGCCUUAUGAUGGAAAGCCACCUGACACCAACCCCAAUGCCAACUCCAGUCAGAACAAUCCCCUGCCCGUGAGCCCCGGCUAUGGUUCUGAGACCAAAGGGGAGUCGGCGAACUCCAAGCAAGACGCACCUGCGGGCCUGAAAGAAGAGCUGGGGGGCCCUGCCCCCAAAGUCCUCCAGGAGAAGAGAACCCUGCUCAACAUGCACGCACACUUGAGAUCAGCGGCAGCGAGGCGAGUUCAGAGCCGAAGGUCCUUCCACAGACCCAAACCCCUCCGCUACCCCAAGCUACAGAAACUAGCUUCCCUCCCUCAGUCUUGCCACAUCCUCCCGCAUUCUCUGGAACAAGAGGAGACACAGCUGUGAACCAGGAGAGAGCAAGGGGGGAAAGUAUCAUUGGGCAUAGAAAAAGAGAAGCGGGAUGGGAACUGAAUCUGGGAAAAGUAGAGCUCUCCAUCGCAAAAGGGAAAAAGGAAGCCCAGAGUCCCAGCUUUGCCUGUUUGUCCUGCAGAGGGACUUCUAGCUAGCAUUUCUCCCUUUCCUCAUUGGCAUGAGAGGAAACGAGAUUCUUGACGCUGAAACUUCUUGGCAUCCUUUGCCUGGAACUCCAUGAGGGGAUUCGAGGAAGGGGGAGUAUGGCAAGAUUGAGUCCACAGUCACGAACUCCCAAAUGUUUUACUGCCCUCUUUAGCUAUGGUUGCUGUAGCAGAACUGUGUUGGGUGCUGCCCAUAUGGCAUCCCUGCCCACAGAGCUCAUAAGUAAAAUUUAGUCAACAGAGAAGAGUGAUGAGAGGGAAAUGUCACCGGGGGAAAGGUAGGAAUAUGGUUAGGGAGAGGUAUCACCUUAGCUUUAGAUACAAAACAAAGAUAAAGCUGUUGACUUCGAACUACUGCUCGGCUUUUCUUUGGGAUCUCAGGUCUCCUCUGGAUGAGAUGGAUCAGUGCCUUUUCCUCCAAGGGAAACUCUUCAGACAUCAUUUUCCUACUUCUGACUGUUUUGUGUCAUUAAAUCCUUGAAAAACUCACUUCACUUGAGGAAUUUGAUUCCUCAUUAUAUAGCUGAUUUCUCUCAGUGAUGCUAAGAUUGAGCAAUAGAGAACUACCUGAUGAAACAGUCGUGAUCUUCAUGGCUAAUUUGCUGACCCAUCUAGUCCAUCUAAAAGUCAGACUGAGAGAUUUGAUUGGCCUCACCUGGAAAACUCAUGCAUGAACAGAUUCCUUUUCUGCAGUCUUUGCACAUGGUUGAUUCCUCUGCUGUAAUGAACAAGUCACAAAAAAGGUCACUUUGGCUCUUUGGUGUUGGUAAUGGUGGGAUUUACCUAAUAUUCAAUGGAUAGUUAACUACAAAUUUGAUUUUGGUUUUUGUCUUUGUUUAAAUAAUAAUUCACACACCUUUCCUCCCCUUUUCAUCAGAAAGAUUGCUUAACUGAGUCUGAGUGAUUAAUCCCUUAUUGACCAAUUUUGCAACCACUUAUGUUCCCAUCUGCUGUAUAUUUUCUUAAUCUUUUUUGCACAACUCAAUUAGUCUUAUUUCCUCUGUCCUUUUGUGUUGCUUUAAGUGCCACAAUUUGAUGACUCAGGAAGCAAAAAUUCACAAGUACUGUGGACAGAGAUGUUGGAUAUUAGUAUAUCCUGGCUGCUUUGGGGAUAGGGCAUCAUUAUAUAAUUAUACUUUAUGCCCCAACACAUCUCAGCUGAGCAAGAAUUGCCUUGGUCAGCCAGAUCUUCCCUCAUAAAUGAACUCUUUUGGACCCCGAAGCAAGGAGCCAUUACAAAUAUGGUUGCUAAAGAUCCCUAGUUGUCCAAAAGAGUUAUCAUCAUCAGGUUUUCUUGCCCAAAAGGUAAACUUUGGGAAAGGAUUGGCUGUAGGGUCCUAAGAGCUCACUAGUGUUAGGUGAGGCUUCUCAGGUCUGCCUGUGACUCCCCAGGUGAGUUACUUGUUGAAUGGGUGAGGCCGAGCUCAAAUGACUUUUCCAAAGUGCACCAGAGUUCUUUGGGGAGGAUGUAUUUUUUCCCAACAAACUGUCUUGUAUUUCAUUUGUUUCAAUAUGGGACAUUUUGAGUUAAUUAUGUAUCUUUAUCUUUUUGACACCAAAGUUUCCUGCAUUAGUCAACUCAAGGUGAACACUGGAUGAAGUUCAGAAUAGAGUUUCUGUACCUCAAAGAAAUCAGAGUUCAGCUCCCACUUUUGCCACUGUGCAAACCUAGGAAGUCCUUUGACCUCUCUAUAUUGUUCUCUAUCAGUAAUAAGGCCUUCUGUCUCUUCACCUCCUGACAGCACAUAAAAGUGAAUGAUUAGACUGAAUGACUUUGAUAGUUUCAGAUAUUGCAUAAUAACUGAUUGUCCAAACAUUGGCCUGCUACUGUCCCAAACCAGGAGAAGUAAGGAGCUAGGUUCUAUCUUACCUGUAUUUUAAGCUACCUAUUCCCCCAGUCAACUUCCUGUUUGGAAGGUAACAACAAAGAGAAAGCUUAGCUAUAUUUCUGCAAGGGAUCACUCAACACCCCUUAUGACUACUAUUAGGACAGAGGCUGAAGACCUGACUGCUUCAAGGAUUCUGGCAUUCUCAGGGCCUGGGGAAGCACUUUUCAUGGAGUGGUUCACCUGCCUGAACUCACUGGUUUAAGACACCACCAGAAGAGUCGGGUAGUUUGUUAGACCAAGCAAUGGGAAGGACAGUCCUGAGCAGUGGAGGAGGUGGGAGGUGGGAGGUGGGAGGUGGGAGGGAGAAAAGAUUGCAAUGAUUAAUAAUGUAUGCCUGCCAACAUAAGAGCAUCCAUACAGAAUGGCCCAAGGGUAAAUUCUGGAUAUCAUUUACCUUCCCUACUCAUGGUGCCAAUACUGCUGGUUAAAAACCUGAUUUAGAAAUCAGUUCUUUUAAAACAUGGUACCCAACAAACAAUUUGACUGAAAGGCUAUUUUCUCUUCCAACAAACUGAUUUGACUUAUUAGAUAAGUUUUAUUUGUUCUGUGUAGCUGCCAUCAUCAUUUUUCCAUGUUCUUUGAGAAGCAGAAACAACCAAAUGGUAAAGUGGUAAAUCUAUUUUUUAUCAAAGGGAGCACGAGACCAUAUUAGGAGAUCUGCAGGGUAAGCCCUCUAUGACAGUUCAGAAAUUUAAACUAAAACUGUCUGCUGAAUCUUUUUUCCUUCCUCCCCCCCUUCCACAUUCCUAUGCUCCGGGAAGAGGGGAGCCAGUCCUUAAGACAACCUAAGUAUGAAUUGCCCCAUGCCAUCAUUAGGGCAUGAUUUCAAGAAAGGCAGGAAGGAACCACUCUCAGAGUACUGGUGAUGAUCCUUCAUCCUACUCUGGAUGACUCCUGAAAGGGAGUGAGAGAGUUGUUCACUGUUUAGAGAACAUCAGUCUUCCCUGGGUCAACAUUCUAUGUUGACAAAGCUCAGACCUGGAAAAUUAAUCCUAGGAUCCUUCCCCACCCCACCUCCUGCCCCCCAGCCCCACCAGAAAGGACCCAAAGUAGUCCCAGUGAAAGGAAGAGUAGGUGCUCUUUUUAUGAGGGUAAAGAGUGAGAACAGUGUGGCAAAAGAGCACCUCUCCCCUACACGUAGCCAAGAGAAGGGAGUAUCAACCAGGUUGUAAACUUAGGGAACAUAUUGCAAACAUCUCUGAUGCAGGAUAUCUUUUGAACACCAAGUAAUAAAUGAAUGGCUCCUUGGUUCACAUCUGAGUCCAGCAGAAUUCAAGCUGCAUUGUUCAAACUUCUAUUUUGGGGAGGCAUAAUAAGAGACAGACUAUAGUGAUUUGAAAAUGUUUUUUAUAAGUAUGGCAUAAGCAAUCAGUCUUCUCAAGCCCUUUGAUCAGGAAAAUGAAAUUGCUCACUGAUCACCUUUGUCUUCUGAUUUCUGAUUCAUCUUUUACCAGCAGCUGUUCUCAGAAUAGUCAUGACAAGGGAAAAACUAUGAAUAGUUUAUAUCCAUUCAUCAUGGUGUGCACCAGUUGCAGAUUACUCAAGUAGCUAAAGGUUCCUCACUUUCAUACCCCUACGAAUGUUUGUUCCAAAUGAAGAAAAGAAGGAAUUGUCACAUAAUAGAGCAGAUGAUACCUUUUAAAAAUCUGUCACUGGGAGACAAGACUCUGAGACCUGCUUUUAGGAAUCUUACUGUCCUGUUUUUCCUUUUAAAGGUGCUUAGAUUCAGGGGACCCAUUUUGACUUAUCACAUAUUCCAAUGUGUAAUAAAAAUCCCAAAUGGUGUAAUAGGGAUCUCUUCUAGUGAACUUUGCGUGUUUUCAAUGGUUCUUCAUAUUUCCCAAUCAUCUUUUCAGUCAGCAUAAUUUCCACGGUGCAGAAAUCAAACUACAUGCAUAUAAUUUUAUAUUGAAAGCAAGUCUGGUGUUCUUGGCUAUCAUAAUGAUCCCCUCAGGUUAAUCACAUGGCCAGUUAGACCUGUUGAGCAGCAAGGUUGGUUCUUCAGGACAAUUCCCAAAGAAUAAUUUGACCAGAAAAUGGCUAAUUCUAUGCUGUCAAAAAACAGUCUUCCAGCAUGACAAUAUUCUGGGCACUCUGAGAGCCACACUAAGUGUUUCAGGUUGUUGGGGUUUCAUCCUUAGAAUGACCUCUCCUGUGCACUGAAAAGUCCUUAAAGAUCUGAAAGAGUUCAUUCAUUUUCCAAAGUGCCUCCUUAAUUGCUUGGUUGCAUCCUAUGUGUUGGAAGGCUCAAGCUUGGCAUAGUACUUAUCCAGACAAUCUAAAAACAAAGCAACGACUUUUUAAAAAAAUGGAUCACAGCACAGACAAUCAGAUAUUUUCAACCAUCUUAACAAACAAGUUGGACUGCAACACAUUCUACCCAAUCUUCUUCAGCACAAUCAGCUGUAAAGACAGGAAAAAAAGCUCUUUGACUGUCUUGUCCCAACCGUACACUACUGCCUCUGGAUGUUGGUCAGCAGAGCUCAGCUGUGACUUGAGAACACAUUUGUCUAUUGUUUCAUUCAUUCAACAAAUAUUUACUUGAACCUUUUGUUUUUGUUAUUUUUUUUCUUUGCAGUUUGUCCUUUAGUGGCCAGGCAGAUAUUUUCUUUCAUCUCUGCUUGUAUGAAAUACAGAAGUUACCCAAUAACUGUGUAGGGGGUAGAAUUUCCAGAUAAGAAUAUUUUGUAUUGAACAAGGAGACCUCAUUUCGUGGAAGGUGUGAUAUUUCUCUUCCCUACAUUUCACAUUCUCAAGAAAGAGUUCAGUAGGUUUUUAGUCUAUUUACACAGUGUUAUGAAUCUUAUUACUGUAUAUUUGAUAAAUAGCACAUUCUCACCAUUUUUAUCAUUACUGUAAAAUGGAAUGUAAAAAAAUUCUUAUGAAUGUAUAUUCCUUAGGAGAAAAAAUGUGUUAUAUAAUUUUAUUAGGGAAGAAUUUAAAUUUCCUAUUUAUUUAAUACAUACCUUUAGCCUACUUUGUUGUACAAAGAUAAAAUGCAUAAAUAUAAGAAAUCAAUGAUUCUCAGCUCUGUAUACUUUGUACUUGGUUUAAUUUUGUUGCGAUGUUCAGUGUGCUGUGAUAGUGAUCUACUAUGGUGAGAAAAACAGGGGGAAGAAUUUCCUUGGUAUUGAACUGGAAGCAAGUUGUUAAGCUGGUUGUAUGGAAUGUUAAUUUGCAGAUAUGUGAUCAAAUUGGAACUUUGUGUGAUCUUAAUCACAAAUAAUUAUGUGCCUUAAUGAGCCUUUCUCCAGAUGCCUUUUAGAGGAUUGGCAAUAAUUCCUACAUAAGGCUAGGACUUCAUUCCCAUUACAUGCUGUAAUAUUGCUUGAUCAAUUCUAUGAAAUAUAUUUUCGAAUCACCUUGUGAUGAAAACUUUGUCUAUAAAUUAUGAUUUUGAUGGAAUCACAUUUCAUAAUCCCAGAUAUAAAGAAACGUAUAUGUGACCAUUGCUCAGACAUUAAAAAUUAAUUUAUUCGCUUCCCCCUUCUAAAGGGUUGUUCUUUGUAGCAAUUGUGUGAUUAAAAAAUUGUGUAGUUGGGAAUGAA